UCGCGCCUGUGGAUGGCAGUCGCGCUUGCACCCAACACUUACGAUACGUUUUAUUUAGCUAGUUAUAUUAUUUAACUAUAUGGUGAAUUGUAUUCAUUCUGGUUAAUUUUAAGGAACUCUAGGCUUGUUUUUAGUUCAAAUGGCAUUAAAAUAUCUUGAUUUACUUGUCGCCAAUUUGCGUCCGAAAUGGCUGCUUUGGCGGUUAUCCUCUCGGAAGUACACAAACGAUGAGGCUAGCUAGCUAACACUGCUAGGUGUCCAGGCAGUGGUUCCUGCCAGCCGUGCGAGGAGACAUCCCCCCAGGAUGUGCAGCUCAUGGUUUCGUCUGUGAGGGGACCAGGGUCCUGGUGUUUGGAGGGAUGGUGGAGUACGGAAAGUACAGCAACAGCCUGUACGAGCUGCAGGCAAGCCGAUGGCUGUGGAAAAAAUUGAAACCCCGCCCCCCAAGGAAUGCCCCUCCCCCUUGCCCUCGCCUUGGCCACAGCUUCACCCUGUGGGGGAACAAGUGCUACCUUUUUGGGGGGCUGGCCAACGACAGCGAGGACUCCAACAGCAACAUUCCCAGGUACUUGAACGAUUUCUUUGAGCUGGAGCUGCAGACGUCCUCGGGGGUGAAGGGGUGGGUGGUCCCCGAGACGCGGGGUGGGGGGCCCUGUCCGCGGGAGUCCCACACGGCGGUGGUCUACUGCAGCAAGGGGACCUACUCCCCAAAACUCUACAUCUUCGGCGGGAUGAGGGGGCAGCGCCUGUCUGACCUCUGGCAGCUGGACAUCGAAACCAUGACCUGGUCAACACCAGAUACCAAGGGACCGCCCCCUCUUCCCAGAAGCCUUCACUCUGCCAACGUUAUAGGAAACAAGAUGUACGUGUUUGGUGGGUGGGUGCCGGUGGUGAAUGCUGAGGACCGGCCCAAUGCCUUAGGAACAGAGUGGGUCUGCACCAACUCCCUGUGUGAGCUCAACCUCGACACGCUGACGUGGCGGACUCUGAGGCCCGAGCGGCAGCAGGAGGAGGGGAAGGCCUGUGGGCCCCGGGCGCGAGCCGGGCACUGCACCGCCUCCAUCGGCUCCCGCCUGUACGUCUGGAGCGGCCGCGACGGCUACCGCAAGAGCUGGAACUACCAGGUGUGCUGCAAGGACCUGUGGUACCUGGAGACAGAGAAGCCCUCCAUGCCGGCCGCGGUGUUCCUGGUGAAGGCCACCAUCAGCAUGCUGCACGUGGCCUGGCGCCCCCUGCCUGCGGCAGACAGUUACCUCCUCCAGCUGCAGCCCGUGGCCCCGCCUCCAGCGCCACCGCCGGGCCCGUCUGACACGCCUGCCAGUCAGCCGCCAGCCAAUGGGGCAGGUUCAGGGGCGGAGCAAGAUGCGACUGGGGUGCAGCCUCCCCAGCUCCCUGACAGCUCGGCCUACGCUGGAGAGACGGCUCAGGGGGGAGAGAGCGCCCCCUGUGGGCAGGUUAGCAGAUGGAGCCAGGAGCACUUCAUCACUCUGGAGCCCAUCCACUCUGCUGGGGGGGGCCAGGGCGGGCAGGAGACCCCCAUGGAGGUGGAGUCCGCUCCACAGCAGUACCCCCCAGAGGACCAGAGGGGCGCCACCCAAAAGAGCCACACCCCAGAAAGAGUGGUCGUGUGUAAGGAGGAAGGUCAGGAGUACAGCCUGUGUGCGGGGGACCCCUCGGGUAACACCCAGCUCUUGGAGAGCGGGUUUGACAGUGGCAACGCCCAGCACUGCAGCGGAUCCCAGCAUCAGCCAGACCAGGGACACGCCACGGCUGCCUCCGCUCCGAACUCGGUGCCUCUGACAGGCGAAAGGUCACAUGACCACAUGUGGUAUGAUGUGGGCGUGUUCAGGACCCUCUUUUCGGAAGUCACUCAGUACUCCCUCCCUCCGGAGAACACCCAGGGCACGGGUAAAGUUGGGGAGCCCUCGGACUGCUCCGGGCGGGAGAAGCAGGAUCUGUCUCCGGGGGUGACCUACAGGUUCCGAGUGACCGGGAUCAACUCCUGCGGACAGGGAGACUUCGGCCCCGUCAGCGAGUUCAAGACCUGCCAGCCGGGCUUCCCUGGAGCGCCCUCUGCUGUCAAGAUCACCAAGGCCUCCGACUCGGCCCAUAUCACCUGGGAAUCUCCCGCCUCUCCUUCUGGAAAGAUCCUGGAGUACUCCAUGUACCUGGCGGUGCGGAAGACCCGGUCCGGCACGGCGUUGGACCCGCCGGGCGAGCUGGCCUUCAUCCGGGUGUACCGCGGCACCAAGACGUCCUGCACCGUCACCUCCACCCACCUGAGCAACGCCCACAUCGACUGCUCCGCCCGCCCCGCCCUGGUCUUCCGCAUCGCCGCCAAGAACGAGCAGGGCUACGGCCCCGCCACGCAGAUCCGCUGGCUGCAGGACACGAGCAGGCUGAAGGCCCCGCAGCCACACCCAGAGCUCGGCACCACAGACGCCGUCGCCGUGGAUACGGCCAGCAGCUCCACAUCGUGAUGAACUCCGAGCUUCCAGCCAUCACCUGCAAGGGUAUUUAGAGUGACCAACACACCAAGUGUGCUACGAAACCACUAAGAGUUUUUAUACCUAUUUUUUUACGCUUUUGUUUUUUGCACAUAUGUACAUAUAUUUUAUCAGGAAUUAGACCACACCCCGCCCUGGAGUCAUCCUUGAGGUUUGCAUCUCUGCAGACAUGAGUGAUUGCCGUUAGCCUGUCAGUCUGUGUCCGUUUCAUGACUGGGAUUCGUUGCUUUUUUUCCCAGAGAACUUUGCAUUUCCUGACUGCUGUUGUCCACACAUUUUUGUGCCUUAUUAACUAUGAUGGAUCCUGGGAUUCUCACCUUGACUGACCCCACCCACACAGUAUGUGUUUUGUGAUUGGAGGCUGGAAGUCACCCGUGACUCCUGAUUGGUUUCUGCCGAAGCCGAGGAGACUACAGUGGCUGACUCUCACAUUAAGCCCGAGUAGCUGGCAGCAUCCAGAACAAGCCGCUUGCCACGUCAGUUGUAGAGUUGGGAUCUUCGGCAGAAAAAUAUUCUUAUAUUUGUCAGAAAUAAACGGUUAUUUCUGUAUAUUAACCAACAUAUUGAGUCUGCAAAAGAAACACAUAGGAAAUAACCCGAGUACAUUUCUGCAGUCGUUAGUUAAAUUUCCGUUUGUGCGGUGGUUUUAUAUUUGUCUGUUUUUGUGCUAUUGCUGUACCAAUCCUAUAAAGUUAUUAAUUAGAAUCUUUGAGAUACUAGAAUUUUAAUUAAUGCCUGACACUGUACAGCUGUAAUGCCCUGUUCCUGCUGUUUGUCUUCGUCAUGGUUUAGUCAGUGUCCAUUCAGCCUGGCUGUGACAGUACUCUCACGGUGCCACUGAAGGUAGAAGCGGUGCUCAAACGGAUUGUGUUACGGUCAUCGCCACACUAUUCCUGCUCAGAAAACACACCUGCUUUCUUUUAGCCAAUGACUGCCUUUAAAUCGCUUAUCCAGUUUUUUAAACCAAUGUUUUGUACCUUGUAUUUGGUUAUAUUUAAAGCAUGUAUAACGAUAUGUGAAAGUGUCAAUGAUGCAGUAUAAAUGUACAAUAGCUGGUCAUUUGUCAGCCUCAGAAUCUGAUUCUGCAGAUCAGCUGGACGUACCGGGACGUGCGGUUAGCACGAUCAUUUGCAGCAGAGCUGCGUUUUUAAAAGGGCGUCCGCGCAGAACCGGCUUGUUCUGUAACAAACACGAUCAACAUGCUUCUGUUCAUCACUGUCGUGUCACACUUCUUAAAAAUUCUGAGGACACUAAAAUAUUCUGAAACCCUCCC
Messenger RNA from Anguilla rostrata (American eel), 3780 nucleotides. It is a transcript of the gene hcfc2, whose product is annotated as host cell factor C2. Lineage: Eukaryota; Metazoa; Chordata; Actinopteri; Anguilliformes; Anguillidae. Gene Ontology annotation, cellular component: histone methyltransferase complex. The record is from RefSeq and is a predicted model, not a curated record. Gene Ontology annotation, molecular function: protein binding; transcription coactivator activity. The transcript has 17 exons. Gene Ontology annotation, biological process: chromatin remodeling; regulation of DNA-templated transcription. The coding region runs from base 360 to 2480 and encodes 706 amino acids.